AUGGCCUACACAUACGGAGACAGAGAGGCGCUGUUUCGCUGUCCAGACAGCAUCAGAUACAUGGUCAACACAUACGGAGACAGAGAGGCGCUGUUUCGCUGUCCAGACAGCAUCAGAUACAUGGUCAACACAUACGGAGACAGAGAGGCGCUGUUUCGCUGUCCAGACAGCAUCAGAUACAUGUUCAACACAUACGGAGACAGAGAGGCGCUGUUUCGCUGUCCAGACAGCAUCAGAUACAUGUUCAACACAUACGGAGACAGAGAGGCGCUGUUUCGCUGUCCAGACAUUAUCAGAUACAUGUUCAACACAUACGGAGACAGAGAGGCGCUGUUUCACUGUCCAGACAGCAUCAGAUACAUGUUCAACACAUACGGAGACAGAGAUGUGCUGUUUCGCUGUCCAGACAGCAUCAGAUACAUGUUCAACACAUACGGAGACAGAGAUGUGCUGUUUCGCUGUCCAGACAGCAUCAGAUACAUGUUCAACACAUACGGAGACAGAGAGGCGCUGUUUCGCUGUCCAGACAGCAUCAGAUACAUGGUCAACACAUACGGAGACAGAGAGGCGCUGUUUCGCUGUCCAGACAGCAUCAGAUACAUGGUCAACACAUACGGAGACAGAGAGGCGCUGUUUCGCUGUCCAGACAGCAUCAGAUACAUGGUCAACACAUACGGAGAAAGAGAGGGAGAGAACACAGCAGACAUGAAAAAGAUCAGCUCUUUGCAGGAACAGAAAGAGGACCUCCGGAAGCGUCUGUCCUACACCACCCACAAACUGGAGCUGUUAGAGAGCGAGUUUGACUCCACCCGACAGUACCUGGAGACAGAGCUACGCCGUGCCCAGGAGGAACUCGACAAGUUCACCGACAAACUGCGCAGAAUACAAAGCAGCUACUCAGCACUGCAGAGGAUCAACCAGGACCUGGAGGAUAAGAUCCAUAGAAAUUCUCAGCACCAUGACAACGAGAAGAGAGCCCUGAGCAGAGAGAUCAUUGUGCUCAACAACCACCUGAUGGAGGCCAAGCUGACCAUUGGAAAACUACAAGAGGACAAUGACCUGUACAGGAAGGACUGUAACCUGGCCGCCCAGCUGCUCCAGUGCAACAAGUCCCAUUAUAGGACCCAGCUUUCUGAGUUGCCUGCUGAAUUCCAGGAACGAGUGACCAUGCACAUGGAUGGCUCACCUCUUUGCCACACCGUCUACGCUGACUCUGUCCCCGCCUCCGUCAUCGCCAAGGUAUUGGAGAAGCCCGACGAGGCCUGCAGGGGCAGCCAAGCUUCCAGCUCGCCUAGCCCCCAGCCCCAGGACCAAGGCUUCCUCCUGGACACCCUGGACAGAGACGAGCGCCUGGGCCUCCGGGCAGCAUACAAGUCAGACCUGUACAGCAGCGACACAGCCCUCUAUUGCCCGGUCGAUCAGAACCGCGAACGCAGGCCAAGCAUGGACGUCCACAGCCAGAGGAAGCUGCUCUACGGCCCCCAGAACUCCACGGACAGUAACCCAGAGGAGGGUACCAUGUUGGGGCUGAGGUCUGGCUUCUCCCAGGAGUGCUUCGCCAAGUUCCCCACCUCUCUGGGCCCCACCUCAGGCAGCUCCUACUCCAGCUUCAGCGGAGGGGGCUCAGAUGACAACAAAGGCAAUGGCCCCCCCAGCAGCACAGCCUCCUCUCCCCACCACCACUCCCUCUACAUGGACUGGAGGGAUGGGGGAGACUAUGAGAGGAAGAGCGACUCCUCCUGGGAGAAAGACAGUCCCAGCGGUGGAGGCUUCGCCAAGGUCCACGCCGUCUUCCAGCAGGCCGGCGAUCAUGGUGGAGCACACCACCAGAAUGGCAGCUCACCCGUCUACAGCCGCACCAUGUCCUCGUGCUUCAGCGAGCCCUACGAACCCCUCCCUCCCUCCUCCUCACCAAGCGUUGCCUACGGAGACAGCCGCCGCGGAAGCACGCUGGCGCCAGAGGAGGAGGAGCCGAUUGGCCGCUGGAGGCAGCUGAGCGCAGAGGAUCUAAACUCCCACUCGUACUGCUCGCCCGGUCGGGCCUCGCCCUACAGCUUCUCCGAGCAGCACUUCUCAGUUCGGCCCGCCAAGAUCCGCCUUGGACCCCUCUACAGCAGCUUCCAGGAGGGGCCCGACUACUACCAGGGAGGGGUAGGACCCAUCAUGGACCCCCCGGCGUGCUUCUCCACGCCCAGCCCCGAGUGCAGCCCUGUGGGGGGCCUCCGUCAGUCCCAUCAGUCCCACAACCAGCAGGCCCACCAGACCCAUCUCUACCGGGCCAAGGAGGACAGCCAGGAGUCGGAGCCCAGCCUUUACCACUCAGGGAGCCCCAAAAACAGGGAGGGCAGCUUUGAUGUGGCGGGGGCCGGGGGAGGAGUGGGACAGACCAAGGAGUACGUGGACAUCAGCCCCAACAGCUCCAAUGAGUCCCUAAACCAGAGGUCCCUGGAGAUGGCUGCCGAACUGCAGCAGCACUACCAGUCCGAGAUGCAGCCCCCUUCGCCCCCCCAGGGCAGUCCACCACCGCCCCCGCCACCACCUUGUCCCCCUCCACCGCAGUAUCACAAUUUUGGCACAUUGGGACUUUCCAGAAAGGACAGUCUCACCAAAGCCCAGCUGUAUGGAACACUUCUGAACUGA
Messenger RNA from Salvelinus namaycush (lake trout), 2640 nucleotides. Its product is annotated as brain-enriched guanylate kinase-associated protein-like. The transcript is spliced from 7 exons. The record is from RefSeq and is a predicted model, not a curated record. The coding region runs from base 1 to 2640 and encodes 879 amino acids. NCBI's taxonomy places the organism in Eukaryota, Metazoa, Chordata, Actinopteri, Salmoniformes, Salmonidae. Gene Ontology annotation, cellular component: synapse.